Messenger RNA from Cololabis saira (Pacific saury), 3619 nucleotides. It is a transcript of the gene cbx6a, whose product is annotated as chromobox homolog 6a. The transcript has 11 exons. The record is from RefSeq and is a predicted model, not a curated record. Bases 82 to 3522 code for a protein of 1146 amino acids. NCBI's taxonomy places the organism in Eukaryota, Metazoa, Chordata, Actinopteri, Beloniformes, Belonidae.
UGGUCGAGCUGUGCAGACAGACAGCAGCGAAACCUCCUCACAAACCAGAGAGACAGGUAGCUCCUGCUCAGGGCAUGAGACAUGGAACCCUCGGCGGCGGGAGAUCGCAUUUUCGCCGCGGAAUCCAUCCUGAAACGCCGCGUCCGCAAGGGAAGAAUUGAGUACCUAGUUAAAUGGAAGGGAUGGGCCAUGAAGCACAGCACUUGGGAGCCAGAGGAGAAUAUUUUGGAUGACAGACUGAUAAUGGGCUUUGAACAGAAGGAAAGGGAAAGGGAAUUGCAUGGUCCAAAGAAACGGGGACCAAAACCCAAAAACUUUGUUAUGAAGGCUCGUACACACAAAGGAGAGACCAGCAGCCAAGCUUCAAGUAGCCGGCAGAACACAACGCGCUCUUCUUCCUCCACCUCCGGUCGAGCAGCUCCUUCCUCCUCUGCCUCACUUCAUCAUUUACCAUCGUCAUCCACCUCUUCUGCAUCUGUGGCACCCUCUCCUAAACUCAACUCUCUUGCAGCCACCCACAAGCUAAAGAAAGACAUUCACCGCUGUCACCGGAUGUCCAGGCGUCCUCUGCCGCGUUCAGAUCCCCUGGCGACCACUUUUUCCAGCGCAGGUGGCUUCUCCUCCCGGAUGCACGUUUCCCCCUUCUCUGAGACCGUCCGCAUCCUUAACCGCAGAGUGAAACCUCGGGAGGUGAAGAGAGGUCGGAUCAUCCUCAACCUGAAAGUAAUUGACAAGCCAGGUAGAGGUGGCGCAGCUGCAGGUGGUAGGAACACUAAAGCAGGACGCCAAACCAUCCCGUCUCGCAAUCGUAUUAUUGGUAAGAAGGGAGAGGGCCCUUACAGACCCUUUCAGCCUCCUCUGAAGAUGUUGGGGUUCCCAAUGUAUGGGAAGCCAUUCGGGCUGCAGUGUGGAGGCCCCGUUUCUUUUCACUCUCAUCCAGGCUCAUGCGCCAGCACAGGCACUAGAGAAAAACACGCCCCCUCCUCUCAGUACUUGUCACCCCCAUCUCCUUCCAGCUCCAGCGGGUCUGAGGAAAAAUCCCCCACCAAUGAGACUGUACAGUCUCAGCCUGCCACCGACGCACCCUCUCUCAGCAAUGAGAAGUCUUCAGGAGCCCAGAAGGGCCUGAGCCCAAAUUCAUCUCCUUCCAACUUGUCCUCAGAUGCAAAUCCUGUGGCAUCAACAUCUACCUUUUUCCCUUCAUCACCAUCUUCUUCAUUAGAAGGUGAUGAGGAAGGUUCUGUGGACCAUUCGCUUCCCACAGAGAGAAGCAGGAAAAGUCCUUCCCAGCGCAGAGCCAAACAUCAGCCGCCUACCACACUUCCUUCUGUCACUUCUGGGGAACAAACCUCGGCUCCUGUUGAGCCGCAGAGGGUGCCUGCCGAGGGAGACCCUGACUGGCAUCCAGAAUUGGCACCAAGUUGCAAGGAUGUCGUCGUCACGGAUGUGACUACCAACCUCGUCACCGUCACUAUAAAAGAGUUCCCCUCUCAUGCUUCUGGCCCGGCCUCGCCUUCUGCUAGCCCCAAAAAUUCUUCCUCCCCGCUUCCUGUCACCUCACAGGACCCCUCAACUUUGAAGCCACGGUCGCCAUGGCAACGCGCGGAGGAGAGCAGCCUAGCAACAAGGAGACAGAGAGGGAGCAUCUUUAAGCAGACAACGCGGUGCCAUCAGUAUUACAUCCUGAGAGCGGCAGGAAGACGACAGCAGCGCCAUAGGCACACAGACAGUCGUGAAUCAGCUGUUACUCCACUGAUAAUGAAGUUCGUGGUGGUGCUGGUGGGAGCGGGGACUCUGGCCUUCCUCGGAGCGGUCAUCUGCAUCGUCGCCAGCGUUUAUCCCCGGAACCGCGGGGCCCCCUCCGCUGACAACGGCACCCUGAGCUCGGAGGCGCUGCUGCAGCUGGAGCCCGGGCCCCUGGGGGCCCUCACCGGCGCCGGCUCCUACGAUGAGGGGAACGGGCUGGGCGGCCUCGGCCUGGAGCUGCCCCCUCUCAACGAGCUCCACCUCGGCGAGGAAACGGGGACGGGGUCGGCCAAACAGUUCAGCUUCAGCCGCCUGAUCUGCAAGCCCGUCCCCGCGGGGGACUGCAGGAGCAGAGACCUGCGGCGGGAGGAGCAGGCGGACGACCCGCUGUACGGAGCCGGAGCCGGGGAUGAGGACCUGCGGACGGCCGCGGAGGAGCUCCGGCAGACGGUGCUGCAGCAGAACGACCAGAUCCUCAUGGACCGGCGGACCAUCCGGGAGCUGACGGGGAAGCUGAGCGAGUGCGAGAGCGGCCUGGAGGACGAGAGGAGUCCGUCGCCGGCGCGCAGCGUCGGGGUGUGGAGCGGCGGCCGCCGCGCCAUGGCCGGGGACGACGUGAGCUCCUCCGCGGCCGCGCAGCUGCAGACGGCCCGGGCCGUGGAGGAGCUGGCCAGGGCCAUCAUGGAGCUGAAGGACCGCAUUGAGAAGCUCGAGGCGGAGAUAGGGCCUGCUGCCUUGAACCUCACUGACACAUCUGUGGGCGCAAGUAGCAGCGGUGGUGUCGGCAGCAGCGGCGGCUCGCCAGGUACUUCUGGAAAGGCUCCUUCUCCGCCCACCGGCAGCGCUUCCUCUCCACCAGCAGUGGCUGCUCCCGGAGGCCGUCGUCCUGCUUCCCCAGCCUCCCCCGGCUCCAAGCCCUCCUCAAAGGCUCCCCUCGGUCGAGGAAAGGGCACCUGGAGGGUGGAGGACCUGGAGGGGGAGCUGGAGAGGAAGAUAAAGAUGCUGGAGAAGGAGCGGCAAGCUAUGAGGAAGGAGACACAGGGCCAACAUGAGAAGAUCAACCAGGGCAUUGACACCGUCAACCACCGCGUCACUGAGCUGGAGACCACGCUGACAGAGCCUCCCUUCCCCGAUGGAUUUGUGCUGUCCUUCCCCAUGAGGACCAACUACAUGUACGGUCUGGUCAGGAAGGAGAUAACUGAGAUGUACGCGUUCACUGCCUGUGUGUGGCUCAAGGUCAAAGAGGGGGGGAUCGGGACCCCGUUCUCGUACUCGGUGCCGGGGCAGCCCAACGAGCUGGUGUUGCUGCAGGGGGUCCACAAUCCUGUAGAGCUGCUCAUCAAUGACAAGGUGGCGCAGCUUCCUCUGUCCCUGCCACAGGAUGAGUGGCAGCACAUAUGCGUCAGCUGGACCUUGAGGGAUGGAGUGUGGAAGGCUUACCAGGGGGGGAAGAUGAGAGGGAGGGGAGAGGGACUCGCAGCCUGGCAUCCCAUCAAACCAGGGGGGGUUCUCAUACUGGGACAGGAACAGGAUACCCUCGGGGGGCGUUUUGAUGCCUCUCAGGCCCUGGUUGGAGAACUGUCCCUGUUCAACCUUUGGGACCGGGUGCUGAAGCCCGGAGAGGUGGCCGCCCUGGCCGACUGCAGCUCCCCAGCUCUGGGAAACAUUGCCCCCUGGACCGAUCACGACGUAGAUGUCUACGGCGGUGCCACCAAAGAAUCCCUAGACCCGUGCAAUGCCUCCCAGAGAUCCAGCCCCUCCAGCCCCAAACAAUGAAGGGGUCAAGUUAAGAGUCCAUCUGGAUGCCUAAAGGCAUUUCAAAUGGAGGUUUAGAGUAAAAUUGGCUUCUCGGAAGUGGGAAGCUUGUUCGUGG